AUGUCCACUGCGACCUCUUCAAACUCCCUUUCACCUCCGUCAUUCCUUUCCGUUUCACUAAGCCAACCUUUUGAUUUUCAAGCUGCUAAAGUUUACACGGAAUCUGUUCAGUGGGCGGGUAUUUGGGUAGCUACACUUUACGUGAUUGCCAUAUUCGGCAUUCAAUGGUUUAUGAAGGAACGCAAACCUUUACAAAUAUCACUUAGUCUGCAAUUAUGGAAUGCUUGGUUGGCGUUAUUUAGUAUUUUGGGUUCUAUUGUGACUAGUUAUGGGCUCAUUCGGGAAAUUUUCUUUGGAGAUGGGUUAGUUGCAUCCUACACAAAAAUUGGAAGCUUUUUUGAGGGAACUGUUGGUCUUUGGACUUUUUGGUUCUGUAUUUCAAAAUUUGCUGAACUUGGCGAUACGAUAUUUAUUGUGCUGCGAAAACGUCCCCUCAUCUUCUUGGUAACCCAAAAAUUGAAUUUAAAAAAUUUAAAAAAUUCAAAGCAUUGGUACCACCACGUAGCCACACUCAAUUAUGGACUAAUGUCCUACGUAGACAACACAGCCUUUAAUUCUUGGAUUGUCUGGCUCAACUUUUCAGUCCAUGCAGUAAUGUAUUCCUACUAUUUCCUAGCUGCUUGCAAAAUUAGACUUCCGGCAUGGUUUGCACAGUGCUUAACGUCUGCACAAAUAACCCAAUUCCUUAUAACUUUGGCUAUAUUGGCUCAUGCUGGUAUUAGAAUGGUUAAUGGAUUGCGUGUUGAUACAACUGUCACCUCUUAUUUGUACUGUCUUUUGAUGGAAAUUAGUUAUGUUGCACUUUUUGGCAACUUUUUUUAUCACUCUUAUAUUCGUGGAGGUGGGAAGAAAUUUAACCGGGAAAAGGCCAAAAAACCAACUGAAGAGCAGCAUUCAAUGAAGAAUGGAACAACAAAAAUGGAUUAA
Molecule: messenger RNA, 927 nt
Organism: Meloidogyne enterolobii
Lineage: Eukaryota; Metazoa; Nematoda; Chromadorea; Rhabditida; Meloidogynidae
Source: the annotation of a GenBank genome assembly